UGUCAUCAAAAUUGAAAACAUGUCAAAUUUUAAUACGUUAAACAAUACAAAUAAUAGCAAAAAGAAGUAAUGUAAUUAUCUCUCAAUUGAUUUCGGAAAUUAAACAGCAUAAUUAACUCGAGACAAAAAAAAAUGAAAUGAUUAAAAAAAGACCCCACUCACUAAAAACUGCAAAAAUGCCGCUAAGAAAAAAAACAGUGAAAAAUCAAAGCAAACGGACAAAAAAGAAAGUAGUUUCAUACAAUAAUAACAAAUGUAAAGAUUUCAAAGAGCCACACUCAGCACAUACCAAACUAACCAAAAGUAUAACAACACGAAAAAAAUUUGUUUGUAAAAAAGAUCCAACAAUGUAUAAGAAUACAAUCCGUUCUUUAGGUCUUAGUCCAAAAGAAAAAUCAUAUAUAAUAUCAAGUUUGCAAAACAAAUCUACUGGAUAUUCAAAAUUAAAAGAUCUUGCUUCCAAAGCUAAACGGGAAAAUAAAAUAUUUUCCAUCUUUGGUACGUGCAACGCGGUGCGUAAAGCUUUAGUACAAAGAGGAUGGGUUGAAAAAAUUCCACCAAAUCGAUUAAACAUGUUCAAAAUAAAUAACGGUAAAAUAUCUAGCAAAACCGACGUACAUUACGAGCUGGAGAGACUUAUGCUGUCGAAUUUAGUUGAGAAAUCCAAUCCUAAUUUCGUUUGGCGCGACACUCAGCAAGAUUAUGAUACCUCUAUCGAUAUGAAGAAUGAGUGUAAAACGAUUGUCAAUAAGCUUAAAGCUGAUGCCUUAUGGACAACAAAACAAGGUUUGUGCACAUAUAUGAAGAUUAAUUACUGGUUUUACAUAGAAGACGUAGCUGAAGUGUGCUGUCCUCGAAGUUAUAAUAGUUACGAUAAUGGAGAAAUAGAAGAAUUUAUAACAGACUAUAGACUAACAGCGUGCACUAGUCUUAUACAAUGGGUAAUAUCUAUGCUUGCUAAUAAUAUCACGAUAUUUUCCGAAACUGGAACCAUACCAAUGAAAGUUAUGACUUUUGCAUUGAACAGAUGCAAAGAAUUUUUGUUACAAAAACGUAACAGAGAUAUUGAUUAUCCAAUUAAACCAGUGAGCUCAAGACAGUGGAAUGUUUUUUUAAAAAAGUAUUACCGUCUUAUAACUAACAAAGAGCUAUUUGAAGCUGAUAAGGAAAACAGACUACUUCUUUAUAUUGGAUACGCUCAAUUUAUAUUAGAAAAGAUUUAUAUUUAUCGUCCACAAGUAAGAUGUGAGGGCUAUCAAAAUAUUUGGAUUAUAAAACCGGGUCAUUGGUCAAGAGGUAGGGGAAUUAGGAUGGCCUCUAAAUUAGGUGUUAUCCUAGAACUAUUGAACAAGGCCAAUGCGAAGUACGUAGUUCAAAAAUAUAUCGAAAAACCAUUAUUAAUUCACGAAACAAAAUUUGAUAUACGACAAUAUUACCUAGUAACCAGUACCUACCCUCUAGUCAUUUGGAUGUACAAAGACUGCUACUUGAAGUUUAGUUCACAAAACUAUAACCUCGAAAACUAUCACGAAUCUAUACAUCUGACAAACAACGCUGUUCAAAAGAAAUAUAAUAAUUUUGCUGGUAGACAUCCAGAACUGCCCAUGAAUAACAUGUGGGAACUGAAUAUGUAUAAAAAAUAUUUGAGUAAGAUUGGUGGCGAUGGUGUUUGGGAACAUAUCAUUUAUCCCGGUAUGAAGAAAUCGAUUAUUGGAAUUAUGCUCAGCGGUCAAGAUUCUCUACCGUUAUGCAAGAACCGCUUUGAACUCUACGGCUGUGAUUUCCUACUAGACGAAGAGUAUACACCAUGGCUGAUUGAAAUAAACUCAUGUCCUGAUCUCACUAAUACGACGGACGUUACUGCAAAGAUUUGCCCAGCAGUUUUGGAUGACCUUAUUAAAGUUGUUAUAGAUCACACCAUUGAUCCAAAUGCGUCUACAGGAAUGUUUGAGUGUAUCUACCAACAGCCGAUGACUGUACCAAGAUUUAGUACAUCAUCAGAACUCGUUGUACGAGGAUGCGGUCUACCCAACGAUUAUUUCUUCAAAGGCAAUCUAUCAAUAAGUCAAAUACAGAAUUUGGAAGAAUCUAGUAAUGAUAAUGAGGAUGAAUCGUCUCUUAAGAAACUUAAAUCAAUAUACAGCGAGGAUGCAAUCCAAGAUCCAUUUUGUGAUAUGACCUUUGUCGACAAUAGAACAAGAGACAAAAAACUUUCUGGUUUUGUCAGUGAUAAAGAAAAUGCCGAUAAAAACGAUUCGGAUAUUUUUCCUAGUGCAAUAACAGGAAAAAGUAAAAAACCAAAAAAGAAAAAGACCUUGUACGAAACUCACGUUCUUUCAGAUUUAAAUCUAUUUGAUGCUAUUUUUAAUCAGAGUUUGAGACAAUGUCCGAAAAAGAGCAAAAGAAUUCAAAAAUCAAGUAGUCCUAGAAAUAUUAAAGACAGAAAAAACAGUAAAUCGGUUAAUAAAAACUUUGAUGGUAGUUCUGAACAAAUGGAAAAUAAGCUAAAAGAUUAUGUACUCCAAGCAUCUUCAGAUAUCUUAACAUUUAUUAGUGAAAAAGAAAAAGUGUAUAAUGCGAUGUAAUUUGUCAUCAUUCUAUAUAAACUGUACUGUAUUUAAGAUAAUAUUAUAGACCAAAACGGCUGUUAUAAAACUGAUGCAAUUUAAAUAAAACG
Molecule: messenger RNA, 2677 nt
Organism: Papilio polytes (common Mormon)
Lineage: Eukaryota; Metazoa; Arthropoda; Insecta; Lepidoptera; Papilionidae
Product: tubulin glycylase 3A-like
Exons: 5
Coding region: 138-2585 (815 amino acids)
Biological process (GO): cilium movement; protein polyglycylation; cilium assembly
Cellular component (GO): cilium
Molecular function (GO): protein-glycine ligase activity, initiating
Source: RefSeq, a predicted model, not a curated record